UAUGAGGGCUCCGAUUUAUCGUUUGAACCACACUAAAUGGCAUAGCAAUAUCUUGUACCCAUAUUUUGCGAGAAGACAGAUACCAUUGCAUCAGUGUCUUCACGGAGUCCGUGAGAAAUUCUCCAGUCCUACUCAAGGGUGAGACAUACACUGACUUUGAAAAAGAAUUCUGUUCGAUGCCAUUGUUAGCAUUGGCUGUCGUGCUAACGAGGGAUUCAACACAACGAUAUAUCGUCGGUUGCAGUCUAGAGUUCGCGACCAUAUAACCAAUAUGCUUAUUAACACAAGCGUUCCUACAGUAGAGGAUGUACAAGCGAUCGCAUUAGUAGCGGCAUACUCGGAGAAUGGAUUUGUACUAAUAGCAACAGCCCUUCGCUUCGCCAUACAGAUCGGGCUACCUCUUGCUGUUGAUCAACUCAUCGCGAAAAGUCAUGCACGGCCAAGGGUUAUCACUACCGAUGAGCAAAAUCUUUACCGGUUAUCCAGAGUUUGGCACGGCAUCUGCAACCUUGAGCUUUUUUUCUCCCUCGACGGAGGCAAACUACCAGGCCUGACUCUUCAGAUGUCGUCCAGGAAGAUUAGGAGCCUGCUCGUUCAUCCGGAACGAACAGCGAUAGAUAUCCGACUUCUUUCGCAAGUCGAGCUCAAUAUCAUCCGUACCGAAGCUUAUACCAAGAUCAUGGGUCGGAACAGUGACUUCAUGAUUCAACUCAGCGAAGAUCAGCUUCGAACUACAGUAGAUGACGCUAGAGUUGAGCUGUCACUGUGGCUCGAUGAGUGGACCACUAUCGCAAUGACGGAGCCAGCGCCACACCAACGUGCAAUAGCAUUACAAAAUUUGCAAAUCCAACGGGAGUGGGCGAUGAUGACGCUCUAUCUAAAAGCUGUAUCCUCGUCAGGGAUCGAGAACAUUGCAAUCAUGACCGACUUCCAACGCGACUUCAUACGUAAAGCCAAGGAGGCGGCAAGCUGCCACUUACAUUACAUGCUUCAGUCAUCGCUAACACCAACCUCAUCGCCUGCAUCUCACACUACCACCUCUGGCUCAGCAUAUCUCAGUACUUUCCGCUGGACGCUUGAUUACGUUUGGGCUAAAUGCGCCGUAUCAGUUCUACUCGUUCUCAGGCUAGCCAUUCUUCUCCGCGACCCAGUCCCCUCUGUCAUGGCCCUGCUUCGUGACGCGCACCGCGUGCUAGAAGAGUUGAAGACAGUGACCGUCGGCCAUAUCGCAUAUUUUCAGAUCUUGCAAACCAGCAUCGAGAAAUGCGAAGCCGCUCUCCGAGAGUAUGCAGCGGAACAAAAUUCUGAUCAAGAAAAUUCGAUGGCUGGAACAAGAAAUGGGGCGGCUGAAGACGAGUUCCAGGGCUAUGUGCCAAGCGAGUUUGUGUUCGAGUGGGAUUUUCCUGGGUUAAAUCUCAAACACAUGCCUCUCGGAUGGCAAGAUCUAUUCGUCAACAUAGACAGCUUGUUUUGAAACAAGAAUUUCAACAAGAAGCGGAAAUAUAUACGCAGGUCAUAUUCGGAUGACUGGGUCUAGUAGCCAAGCAUGUACAUUAUGUGCGGAGGCCAACAAGACAUACGACUAUCCAUUCCAUCGCGAUACAUGCUGCCCAGAUGUCGUCUGAAAGGACGAUCUCCACUGCGCGUUACUUAUAAAACAUAAACGAAAUCUUCGUUCUUGAUAUCAGUCAGAUCAUCGAACGCCUUGUCACCCACCCCACUGGCUUGUGCGUUGUCAGCU
Alternaria alternata is the source of this 1741-nucleotide messenger RNA. RefSeq lists its product as hypothetical. The record is from RefSeq and is a predicted model, not a curated record. The coding region runs from base 272 to 1474 and encodes 400 amino acids. The transcript is spliced from 2 exons. NCBI's taxonomy places the organism in Eukaryota, Fungi, Ascomycota, Dothideomycetes, Pleosporales, Pleosporaceae.